UUGAAACUAGACAGAUGAAGAGAGACGGCAUAUGGGAUCAUUCUGGAAGAAGCUCAGGCAGGUGACUGAGGACAAAAUGCUGUGGUUCAGCUGCACUCACACCAAAUGUUUGCCGGAUGAAGGAGUCAUCAACUUCUCUGAGAUGAGCGCUGGAGUCACGCGGACUGGUGAAAAUGGAGAAGAGGACAACAAAGCUAACGACUGUCGCAGGCGGUUUAGACUCACUCUACAAAAUCAGGACCAGUCAGGCUGCACAUCGGAGCGACAAAGCAAAAAGGAGAACAGCAUAGCAGUAGUGCUGCCACAGAAACCAGAAGAGCAGGAGGAAACACUUGAACUCAUCACUCCCACAGAAGAAAAAGUUGAAAUAAUUAAAGUUUUCCUUGAAGCCCGUCCACAGACAGGAGAGAGUGUCAAGAUGCUGACAGAUGAGGUGUCACAGAUUCAGGAGGUGAGGUACUGUCUGAAGACUCUGAGAGAGCAGAUGGCAGCCAGGCAGAACACUAACAACAACAAGUAUCCAGUCAAUGGCUUCAGAGUCAACAUGCCCAGCAGUCAACCAGUCGUCACCAAUGGCAACAGUUUUCUCAUUGAGUCAGACGCUCAUGUCGGGGAUAAUCAGGAGGAGAGUGUGAGGCUCAGGGAGGUGACCAGGCGUCUGUAUGCCCAGCUGAAGGAGAUGGAGAAGAGGCAUCAGGAGGAGAAGGAGAGUCUGCAGGCCGAAUCAAAUGAGUAUAGCGUCCGUCUGGCUGAGCAGUCUGAGCGGCUGCAGAAGGUGGAGGAGCAGUCGGAGGAGAGGGGUCAGCGGGUGGAGGAGCUGCAGAGGCUGCUGGGAAGCAUGGAAAUCGAGAGCGGCAUCCUCAAAGACAAGAUGGCGGCAGGGGAGGCAGAGCUGCUGCAGCUUAAAGCAGACAGGGAGCAAGGGGGGGAGAACGAGCAGAGGAGUGCAGAGCUGGAGAAGGAGGUGGCCGCCUUGAAGGAAAAGAUUCAUCACCUAGAUGACAUGUUAAAGAGUCAGCAGAGGAAAGUCCGCCACAUGAUCGAACAGCUGCAGAACUCCCGCACAGUCAUCCAAGAGAGAGAGCGGGUCAUCAGAGACCUGGAGGAGAAGGUGGCUUUCCUGGAAGCUGAGAACAGAGAAAUGCAUGACCACAUGCAGUACUUCCUGGCAGGCCAGGACCCUCCACCACUGACAGCCUCAGAGAACAAGCCAGAGGUUGUUUACAGUAAAUCACUCACACCGACGACACACACCAACAAGGCCCUCCCACUCAUCAAAGUCAUUGAGAUCAAGACCUAAAUGGAGUGUCAACCAAAGGAAUCACCAGAAGUAAAAGACAGUGUAAAUAGAUAUUUAAACACCUACCAAUAUAUAAAACGUAGGUCGGCAGUGAUUAAAAAAGGGUGGCUUAACAGACCUCAUGGUGACAAAGCACAUUGGUCUUUUGUUAGUACCUCAUAGUUACUUUUGAGGCUGUUCUGCGUACCUUUACCGGCUUUCUCAGUUUCAAACUAAACCUAAAAAAAUGAAAGUAACGGGGAGUUCAAACUAGGGUCCAAUGGUGGGAAGGAAAAGAAAACAAGGAAGGAGCUGUGCAAUGCAAAUAAUUUUACAGAACUCCUUAGAUAUACAAGGACCCAAACCUGUCAGCAAGAGUUCAGUGAAGUUCCCUGUGUUGUGUCUCACCUCCACUUCUUUCCUGUGCAGAAUCUGAAAUAUGCUUUUUAAAUAGGUCAGUGUAAAAAACAUGGGUUGAGAUAAAAAAUUGUUGUUAUUAUUAUUAUACACUACCACUCAAAAGUUUGGGGUCAUCUGUCAGAAAAGCUUGAUUCGGAACAGUCAGACGACGAUAUUUUUGCAUGGUCUUUCAUGCUUUUAGGUUGUAAAAAGUCCUCUUGUAGAUGUUAAAAUAGAUGUUAUUUUGUAUGAAGGCUUUGCGGUAAAAAAAAAAAAACUUUUGUACAUAGAGAACAAAAUGCUGUACAAGGGUUCAACCCAUAGGCUGUAUAAAUAAAAAUGGACGUUGACCUCACCCAUAGGUUUCUGAAGAGCCGCUUGGUUCAACCAGACUGACAAUUGAAAGGGCAGAAAGAGACAAAGGUGGCCAUAAUAACAGGUGACCCCAGAUCUCUGAGCAGCAGUGUAACUUUGGACAAAUGUACAAAAAAUCACAUUGUGUUUGAGUGUUUUCAGCUCCUCUUCAUCCUACAGCCUACACAGCCACAAUCCUAAGCAGCAGGGUUAAGGGUCAGAUUCCUUAGUGCUUUGCACCUCAUUGCCAAAGGCAGGCACGCAGUUGUCUAUUUCAAUGUUAUGAAUAUGAUUUAUGUUUAACUUAAAUAUAUAUUUCUCCAACAUUAGAGUGGGUCCGAUACAAUAAGAGUGAUAGUGCUUAGAAUUUUGACCUUUAUUUUAGUUACGUUGGAGGAUACUUGUAAAUAUUAUGGCUAGUUGAUAUCAUAAAUCUCAUCUACGCUGCCAUGUGCUGCCUCAACAUUAUAUAUCUCGUUUUGUGCUAAAAUAUUGCAUAUUUAAUAAUAGUUCUUGUGAUUUAAUUGAUAAAUGUACUUAUUUACAUACUUUUGCAUUGUUUGUGUGGAAUUUGCUGUUUUUUUCUGUAAAAUACCUUCUGUUGUAAUGCAGAAUGAACAUUUUUAUAAAAUAACCGUUUACUGUGAACAUUGUUGAUAAAUGUAUUGAAGUUCA
Messenger RNA from Dicentrarchus labrax (European seabass), 2707 nucleotides. RefSeq names its product tuftelin 1b (gene tuft1b). Lineage: Eukaryota; Metazoa; Chordata; Actinopteri; Moronidae. The transcript is spliced from 13 exons. Bases 32 to 1300 code for a protein of 422 amino acids. The record is from RefSeq and is a predicted model, not a curated record. Gene Ontology annotation, biological process: intracellular signal transduction. Gene Ontology annotation, cellular component: intracellular anatomical structure.